This is a messenger RNA of Sphenostylis stenocarpa, 864 nucleotides long. The record is from the annotation of a GenBank genome assembly. Lineage: Eukaryota; Viridiplantae; Streptophyta; Magnoliopsida; Fabales; Fabaceae.
AUGAGCCAUGCCAGCCUUGUUCAACGGGCGUUACUACCUCCUUCAUACUUCAAUUCUCUCUGUUCUAUUCUUAGUCCAUGCCCUGAUUUCGAUGCACCAUCACCCUCACUCACUCUCGCAACAACCCUUUUCCUUUUUCUUUUCAUUCACCUCGGGAAAGUGGAAGAAAUGUUUCAAAAAUACACCGGAAAGGUUACCGGCUGCAGGUGGUGUCGGGUGGGAAGAGAGGCUGCAAAGGCGCAGCAUUUUGCAGAAGACAGGCGCAUGCCAAGUGACCGGUUACGGGGACAACAGGUUGGUACCAUUGCUAUACUUCCAACACAAUCCAAUGCAAAACUUGCACUUGCACUUGCAGUGAGGGUUUACUCAGCCAAAACGGGUCUGCCACUGUGGAUGCUUGGUUUGGGUGCCGACCUCUUGUGGGCCGACAUGAACCGCCUCCUUGCCUUCCUCUUCCACCAGGGAGUUUUGGAUGAGCAAUUCUUGCAGCUUCAGCAGCUGCAGGAUGAGACCUCCCCAAACUUCGUAUCCGAGGUUGUCAACAUUUAUUUCCAUGAAUCGGAAAAGCUUCUCACCAAUCUCAGAGCUUUGCUGAUGGAGAGGGAGUUUUCGGACUAUAAGAAAAUGGGGAAUCAUUUGAAUCAGUUCAUAGGAAGCAGCUCCAGCAUUGGUGCCAAGAGAGUUAGAAACGUUUGCGUUGCCUUUCGUGCUGCUACUGACCAGAAUAACCGUGCUGGUUGCUUGCGAGCGUUGGAGAUGCUGGAGCAUGAGUACUGCUAUCUCAAGAACAAAUUGCACGAAUUGUUCCAAAUUGAGCAGCAACGUGCUUUGGCUGCAGGAGUUAGGUACCCAGUGCAGAAUUAA